UUACUCUUCUGCUUCCGGUGCCUCACCGUAGCCGGUGUUAAGAAGAUGGCUUCUCAGCAGCAGCAGCCUGGCGGGCCGAUGUCUCAGCCCGGAUUACAACAGCCCACUUCAUUACAGCAACAGCAGCAACAGCUGAGCCAGCAGCAAGACUUUGAUCCGGUUCAUCGCUUUAAGAUGCUCAUUCCUCAGCUGAAGGAGAGUCUGCAGAAUUUAAUGAAGAUCGCAUCGCUCAAUUUGGCCCAUAACACGUCCAUUGACAACGGCAUCAAAAGCAGCGACGCCUCUGUCCAGCGCUUCGACAAAAGCCUGGAGGAGUUUUAUGCCCUGUGUGAUCAGCUGGAGCUGUGUCUGCGGCUGGCUUAUGAGUGCCUCUCUCAGAGUAUCGACAGCGCCAAACAUUCACCCAACCUGGUCCCAACAGCCACCAAGCCAGACACAGUGCAAACAGAGUCCAUGUCUUAUGCCCAGUACCUCGGCAUGAUCAAGUCUCAGAUUUCCUGCGCCAAGGACAUCCACAACGCUUUGCUGGAGUGCUCCAAGAAGAUCGCAGGAAAGGGACAGCCUCAGGGAAUCAUGUAGACCCGGACCUGACCUGGCCUUAGGUCUUUCUGCAUCCGGUGACUCUGAACUCAGUUUUGCUCAAGAUCCUGUAUAUUUGGUUAAGAUUUUCUUUCUUCUUCUUCUUUUUUUUUUUUUAAGUAAGUUAUGUUUCUUUAUAAAUGCUGUGUAAAUAUUCCUGACAGUCAUGUUGUAAGAUGACCAGCAGGUGGUGGCAGAGUUGUAACUGCCAACUCAAUAUUCACAAGUCUUUUGUAGCUUCUUUGUAUUGAAUAAAACCUUUCUACUGAUACUAA
This is a messenger RNA of Larimichthys crocea (large yellow croaker), 854 nucleotides long. RefSeq names its product mediator complex subunit 29 (gene med29). Gene Ontology annotation, biological process: regulation of transcription by RNA polymerase II. The record is from RefSeq and is a predicted model, not a curated record. Gene Ontology annotation, cellular component: mediator complex. Gene Ontology annotation, molecular function: transcription factor binding; transcription coregulator activity. The transcript is spliced from 4 exons. Lineage: Eukaryota; Metazoa; Chordata; Actinopteri; Sciaenidae. The coding region runs from base 46 to 579 and encodes 177 amino acids.